This is a messenger RNA of Lonchura striata (white-rumped munia), 564 nucleotides long. It is a transcript of the gene CIB3, whose product is annotated as calcium and integrin binding family member 3. Gene Ontology annotation, biological process: calcium ion homeostasis. NCBI's taxonomy places the organism in Eukaryota, Metazoa, Chordata, Aves, Passeriformes, Estrildidae. The record is from RefSeq and is a predicted model, not a curated record. Gene Ontology annotation, molecular function: calcium ion binding; magnesium ion binding.
AUGGGCAACAAGCAAACCAUUUUCACUCAGGAGCAACUGGAUGCAUACCAGGACUGCACAUUUUUCACAAGGAAAGAAAUUCUCAGGUUGUUUCACAGGUACCGAGAUCUGGCCCCACAGCUCGUUCCCCUUGACUACUCGGACAGACCCGCCGUGACACUCCCCUACGAGCUCAUCGGCAGCAUGCCAGAGCUCAAGGACAACCCAUUCCGCCAGCGGAUAGCAGAGGUGUUCUCAGAGCACGGCGAUGGCAAUAUGACUUUGGAUGAUUUUCUGGACAUGUUUUCUGUGCUAAGUGAAAUGGCUCCACGAGACUUGAAAGCUUAUUAUGCUUUUAAAAUUUAUGACUUCAACAAUGAUGAUUACAUAUGCAAAUCAGAUCUAGAGAAAACUGUUAACAAAUUAACCCGGAAUGAACUGACCCCAGAAGAAGUCAGCCUCGUGUGUGAUAAGGUGAUUUACGAGGCUGAUGUGGACAAUGAUGGCAAGCUGUCCUUGGCAGAAUUUCAGCAUAUGAUUGUACGAGCUCCAGAUUUCCUCAGCACUUUUCAUAUUCGAAUCUGA